UCGAUUGAUCUGUCGGGCGGGGUGUGAAACGUUCCUCAGGCGGGGCCUAGCAUGUGGACUGGCGGAGGGAGCACCACUACAUGGGGGCAAAGACGGAGCCUGGGAGGUGAUUAGUAGCUUCACGUAGCCUGGUUUGGAAAAAGGUUGUUCCUUAUCGAACCAAUGGAAGUGAGUGCCUGGAUGGCUGGCUCCAAUGGCCCUACCGAGAUGUGCGGGGUGAUUCCAGAGAUUAACGGUGGGUACACGAGCGGCAAGUCGGGAUGGGGUAUUCUAGGCAAGAAGGUGAGGGCGACCCCCCACUGGAGUCUGGGUACCGUGCUCGCGACGGAGGACUGGCGCCGGAAAAACGGGAUGGCGCGAUGGUUGUCACCUCCUGUCUACUCUAGUGGCCCGGAAAUGCCUAUAGACGUAAGGGAUGGGGUGUCUGUUGUUCUCCCGGAAGAAGGGACGUGGACCGACCUGGAGCCAGCUUAUGAAACUGUGAUGCUGGACGAGAAGGACGCGUUCCUCUGGAAGGAGACAACCUGGACUGAUGUCAGCCUGACAAGACUUUCACCCAGCCUGAUGGACCUAGAGUUUCGGGGAACAGUGGAAGCUCGAGGAUGGGUCGACGUAUCUCAGGAAAUGGAAAAUGCAAUGGUAGUGGGACUGGUAUUGGGCACUGCACCAGAACAAUUGUUUAAGCAAGCGGAACGAGAGGUGAUAUGGGCAGCAUGUCAACGGGCGAAAAUGGAGAUGGAGAGGAUGGAGGUGCGAGUGGAACUUGGGGAUAGGGGAAAUAUGAGGCGGCCCCUUACGACAAUGAGGCAAGGUAAAGAAAUGGCGACUGAGGAAGGGAUCGACGACCUGCAGAGCGGAGGGAAUCAGGGCACGAAUGGGGAUGGGGAACGAAACGAGGGAUCGGCCAGGGAUCGAGAGUCAACCAAAUUGGAAGGAACCCGAGAAGACGGAAAGGACGCCUCAACUGGAGAAAGCUCGGGAAAAGUUGGGGGUAGCAAAAGGGGACCUCAGGACAACAGGGAAGGCGGAAACGAUAUGAGAAUAAGCCGUCGGAACUCAGCAGGAGCCACCCCUAAAAAGACAAAAGUCUUGGAUGCCAGUUGUAAAUUGGCAAAAAUAGAAAAGCAGACUGCAGAAUUUAAGGCAAGGCUUAUCGAGCAGAUGAUGGCCGAGGAUGAGGAGGACCCCCAGGGCGCAGGGUCACGUGAGGGACACAGGACCGGUCAGGACGAGGCCAAGUAUGAGGGGAGGGACAAUAGCCACAAAGGAACGCCUAGCAAGAAGGGGAAGGACAAGAACGACCCCCCGGCGGAGGGGACGAAAAACGCUAUGUCCCCCCCUGCCAUCGACAGCGGCACUAGCCGACUGCCAGCCACGCCGAAAGUAACAGGGGUGUGCGACGGACUCUGGAGCCUUAGGGAAAGGGUGUUAGGAUGGUUUGACCCAGAAGGAACGCCGAAAACCAGGGAGAAGCAGAGGGAAAGCAAGGAAGGGGAAGGGACCAGUGCAGCUGGAGAAGCGGGUAGCUCCGAAGGUGGUCUCAAGAGGAUAGUCACCACCCUCACCCGGGCACUAAACAAGAACCAGGGAUACCUCGCAGAUGCAAAGAAGAAACUCACGUUCGAUGGGGCAAACAUUACGGAGUUUCUGAUAGACUAUGAGAACCUAGCAGCCUUAUUAAAAUGGACGGAAGAGGAAAAGAUGGAGCACCUAGGGCAGCACGUGUCGCUGAGCUUGGGAAGGGACAUUAUGGCCAUCGUCGCGUCGAGUGGAUCCUGGAAAGAAACCAGGAACGAUAUGAUGAGGAAAUACCUGAAGGCAGAGAAAAUGGCAACAGAGGCCGAAUUAGUCGCAGUCCAGAGGAAAAACUAUGCGACUUACAACGAUUUCCUAAGGGCAUUUACGUUAGUGGCGCUGCAAAUUCCCGGGGUAACGGACCACAUAAUGAGUAAAUAUUUCCUCAGGCAAUUCUCCGAGUUUGAUAAGGAUAAGAUUUUGUCAGCAUACCAGCAGACCAGCAAGUUUGAAUAUACAAGGGAUGUGGAUUUCAGUACGGUAACAGAUCUUGCAGAGAAGACAGUGGUAACGGAGACCCUGGCCUUGCUUAAGGAAGGGGAGAUUAUAGACCUGACCGGGAAAACGGGGGAUAAGGUGCAAGUAUCCCGACCCGCCCUCCCACCUCAAGAAGCCGUGGUCCCGGCAGCUGUAGCAAACCGGGGAUUUGGCAGGAGGGACCCGACCAACGAACAGUGCAAGUAUUGCACCGUGAUUGGGCAUUUCGUACGGGCGUGUCCGAGACUCAAUCACGAUAUCGAGCGGCAGAGGUGCAGCAGGUCCCUCAAAGGCGAGAUCCUCGGACCCAGGGGAGAGCGUGUCAAUUGGAACUCGCCAGGAGGGAUGCGGCGAGCCGUAAUCCUCCUGAAUAACUUAGAAAUAGUUGUCGUAGAAGCAGAGUCGAUAGUCGAGAUUGUCUGGGACCAGCCAAGGGGACGGGGACCGCAGGCCAAUUUUAUCCUAGAAGGCAAUGGGCAGGAUAGGGUAAAUAUCACUACCCGACGGGCUGGCGAGGAAAAGAAGCUCAUCCGAGACACAGCAAUGGAAGAAGUCGUGGGGGCUCGUGCGGAUCAGGAGGAAGCGGAGGCCGGGGAACAGGAGAAGGUCUAUGGAAAAACGAGGGAAGAGGAACCGGUAGACAAAGCCACAGCGGCAAAAAAGAAGUUCAGAUACCAGAUUCCGAUUCUGACGCUGCCCGAAUUAGAUGACACACUGAGCAAACUCCUGGGCACCAUGGUGUUAGUAUCCUUCCAGACCAUGUUGCAGGCAAGCCCGAGACUGCUCAAGGGCCUCAGGCAGCUAUUGACGCGGAGACGUGUAGAAGUAGAGGAGGCUCUGGAACCACAAGAACAAGGACCCGAGGAGGCAGAGGCACCACAAGGAGUCUCUAACCUCCAAAGCAUUGCAGGGGGCUUGGAAGACUUGGAAAAAGCCUUUGUCGAUAUUCGUCUGAGUCUGCCGGACCGAGAAGGUGGCGAAGUAAUGAGAGCACCGCCCGGCACUAAACUUAGCUUCCACGCACUGCCUGUAGGAAAACUUAAAGUCCAGGUCGAAAACCACCACACCGAUGCAUUAGUGGACGGCGGCGCAAAAAUUACCCUCGUACAACGGGAUUUCGCAACGAUCACGAGGUGCACAGUAAACAAGGAAGUAGCAGGGAGUAUCAGGGGAGGAGGCGGAGAAAUUCCCUUCACUGGGUAUGUUACCAAAUGCGCGGUCAGGGCAGGAAUUCGGGAAUCCAUCUGGUAUUUCCAACGGAUGACCGUCAUGGAAGAAAUGGACCAUGACAUAAUUCUCGGGAGACCAUGGUGCGCCAAUGUAGAAAUGAUUGGCAUACACCUGCAUGAUGGCACAUAUAUGGUAGACAUAGAGGAUCCGGUGACUGGUCGCGAAGAACUUCUCCGACUCCUCGGAACUGGAGGGGACCCUCCCAAGGGUAAGUUAGCAACCUGGUCGCCGACGUUUGAAGAAAGCGCGCGGAAAGGCGCAUUCGCACGGAUGCAAGGCAUGAGAGAAAGAGUAGAAAUCAUGAUUGAGGAAGUCUUUAGCAAGAAGGAGUGGAUCAAGAUGGGUUUACCCCUGAAGAAGAGGAGGCAAGAGGACGAGGGCCUGAAAGUUAUGGUGGCAGAAAAAGAGUCGGAAGUCGAGCUUGGGGCCAGCCUGCCCAAACCAAAGGAAGGCCGGAACGAAACGUCGGAGGUGGUGCUUGAAAUCUCAGAUUUGCUACAACUCAUUAAGGCCAUCAGGAAGCCCAAUAAGACGCUCAAGUGGAUCCAGGACCUGCAGAAGCUCAAUGCGGUAACAAUUAGGGACACAGGCUCGCUUCCACAGGCCGAGUUGUUGGCAGAGCCUCAUGCGGGGCGGAGCAUUUACUCCCUGGUUGACUUGUACUCAGGAUAUGAUCAGUUGCCGCUCGACGCGAGGGAUAGACCGUACACCGCAAUGCACACCUCUGUAGGACAGUUGCAGAUGCAAGUGACCCCUAUCGGUUUCACAAAUGCGGUAGCAGAGGCUCAGAGGAGGAUGUUCGCCGUCACAGGGGAUAUGUUUCCAGAGAAGUGUGAACCGUAUAUAGAUGAUAAUCCCGUAAAAGGCACAAGGACGAGACAGCGGUCGAGCCAGAACUACAAGCCUAUAGAUCCGACCGUUGGCAGAUGGAUAGGCUUCAUAUGGCAAUUCGACUAUAAGGUCGAGCGAAUUGCAGGGCUUCGAAAUAGGGCAGAUGGGCUGAGCAGGGUAUGCAUCACGCCAAAAGGAGUAGAGGACGAGGAACCAAUUCACGCCUUCCUGGAGUAUGAAGGAGGGACCCUUGUUGUGGAUAAUGAGAUGGCAGAUCCAACAAUUACAACAGAACUCAGGGAAGGACCAGUCACCACGGUCAGGCGCAAAGAGGAAAAGGACUCGUGGGGAGCAGAAGUUGGGGCCAGAGAGGAACUGAUGGCAAUGGUCGUGGAAGGGGGACGGGACGCCGUGAUGACAUUGGCCGAAACUUGGGCACAGAAGGAAUGCCAGUACCUAGUCAACCAGACCUGGGAAGAGCAGGAUACGGAUCGGAAGGAACAAGAGUUCUUCCUCAUACAGAUGUAUGAGAGCGUCUUUAGAGAAAUCGGUCUGCUGCUUGUAGGGAACAAACAACCCUCGGAAGUCAGCUCCAAGGCAAGGGAGGAAGCUGAGAAGUAUGUCUUAAGAAAUGGCCACCUGUUUAAGAAAGAGGAAGGGAUGACGCCUAGGCGAGUCGUUUGUGGGAGGUCUAGGCAGCUGGACGUUAUUCAGGCAAUGCAUGAUGGGCUAGCUGGAGGUCACCGAUCGUCAAAGGGGAGACUUGUAAAGAUUGUGCCCCUGUAUUUCUGGCCAGGAAUGGCAGGCAUGGUCGCAACGUACUGUCAAACGUGUCUGAUAUGUCAAGAGAGGAGCUCCGUACGGGUUUACGAGCCCCUUAGGCCCACUCGGGUACUGGGACCCGGACACCUUGUUCACCUCGAUCUUGCGGUUAUGCCCGUAUCGACGAAUGGGUUUAGAUACAUCUUGGAUGCAAGGGAUAACCUCAGUGGCUACGUAGAGGCCGUAGCUCUCAAGAGGAAGACAGGAAAAGCAGUGGCCGAUUGGGUGGAAGACUUCUACCUAAGACACCCCUUCGUGCGCAGGUUUAUAGCAGAUAAUGGGACAAAGUUCGUUAACCAGGAGGUGUCGAACAGGCUUAAGAUAUUGUGCGUACCAAUCAAGAUUACUGAGCCCUACCAUCCUAAGGCAAAUGCACCAGUAGAAAGGGGCCACCGGACCAUGAAAAACACAAUCGCUAAGCUUGCAGCAGACAACUUGGGGAACUGGCCACGGUACCUUAAGCAGGCAGUCUUCUCUGAGAACAUGACACCAAAGAGAACGACGGGAUGCAUUCCAGCGGAGUUAUGGUAUGGAAGGGAGAUUGACUUCCCAGUGGAGGCCCUCGUCCCAACUUGGAUUAUAUUAGACGAUAAUCCGCACUUGACCACGGAGGAGUUAAUCACCGCACGUUGCCAGCAGGUCGCCAGGAAUGAGGAGGCAUGGGAGGAAGUAGUUAACCGUGUAACGGAUAGCCGAAUGAAGGAUAAAGCAAGGUGGGACCAGGUCAAGAAUAUUCGGAAAGAGCCACUCCAGGUGGGGGAGAAAGUGUUGGUUAGAAACUCGGCUCUUGAAAGCACAUGGUCUGGGCAACUGGGAAAGAGAUUCAAAGGGCCUUACAGGAUCGCUAAGCGGGUGGGACUGAAUACGUUCGAACUUGAGGAUCUUGAUGGUACUAGCAUAAGAGGACCAUUUCCGGGACAGAGAUUGGCCAGAUUUUUUAGCAGGGAUCCUGUGGAACAAUGGUUACAAGAAGCCCAGGACAGAGAAACUGGGGAACUGACAGCCUGAAAGGCAGGCAACUGGCUAUAAGUUCUGGACCGCCUCCCUGGGGAAGUGAUCAUGACCACAGGGAUUGUUCUUUUGUGUGUCUUGCUUUUUGUGGAACGAGGGGAGACUGCCUGGGCUGACUGUGAUUGGGCUUGGGAGCACGGCACAGUGUAGUAUAGUUUUUGUGGGGUAACGCUGGGGACUGUCUACACGAGGUAUUGAGUUGGGACAAUGUACCAUAGUUUUUGUGGGGUGAUGCUGUGGACUGCCUACAUGGGGCACCUAUGUGUUGGGACAAUGUGUCGAGGGUUCUAAGGGAUAAUGAGACUACCAACUAUAUGGGGUCAAGCAAGAGUUCUAGGGAAGCCUCCAAAAGCUGCAAAUGGGAGUGGAAGGGAAUGCGUGUGUAUGAGGGGUACCGUGACUGUUAUGUAUGAACAGGGCCAAGCAAGAAGAAGAAAGACAACAAGGAAACAAAAAAAUGGAGUUUGGGAAUGAAAAUGACAGCAAUGC
Chara braunii is the source of this 6435-nucleotide messenger RNA. Lineage: Eukaryota; Viridiplantae; Streptophyta; Charophyceae; Charales; Characeae. The record is from the annotation of a GenBank genome assembly.